Phaeoacremonium minimum UCRPA7 is the source of this 1935-nucleotide messenger RNA. Its product is annotated as putative g1 s regulator protein. The transcript is spliced from 3 exons. The record is from RefSeq and is a predicted model, not a curated record. Gene Ontology annotation, biological process: positive regulation of nuclear cell cycle DNA replication; regulation of cell cycle phase transition. Gene Ontology annotation, cellular component: Dbf4-dependent protein kinase complex; nucleus. The coding region runs from base 1 to 1935 and encodes 644 amino acids. Lineage: Eukaryota; Fungi; Ascomycota; Sordariomycetes; Togniniales; Togniniaceae. Gene Ontology annotation, molecular function: protein serine/threonine kinase activator activity; zinc ion binding; nucleic acid binding.
AUGUCGACAAGACGAGUGCCCCUCUCAGCCAACCCCAAUGUAGCAAACUCUCCAGUACGGGGCAUUGCAGCUCUCACUGCUGCUGCCUCCAAGCAGAAACGAUCCUAUGCCAACAUUCAAAGAGAGGAGGCCUAUGGCCAGGCCCCACCAGCCAAGAAGCAGAUGCUGGAUAAUGGCAGCCAACGCGCCCUCCGGUCACCGACGAAACAGCCCUCCCGAAUAGCUGUUGCACGUGGUACAACACGAUCAUAUGCAGCUGAGAAUGUUCAACAGCAUGUUGGUCAGAAGCCCUCUGAGGAAGAGGUGGACCAGGUGCGGAAGUGGCAGAACCACCAACGCUCUCGUUUCCCAAAGUUUGUCUUUUACUUUGAGAGCAUUCCCGAUGAUCAACGGGUAAAGCUUGCAAAGCAGCUAGCCCAGCUCGGAGCUCGAGAGGAAAAGUUCUUCUCCAUCAAUAUCACCCAUGUUGUGACGACCCGUCCAAUUCCUCCAGAGAAGACCAGCAGCCGGCAAGAGGAAAUUCACGAGGAGGCUCAUGAUGUUCAGCCUCAACAUGAGGAGCCCCAGACGAUCAACCCAUCACUGUUGAGUCGAACCGCCGAUGUUGGCCAUGUAUCCGUGAAGCGAAAGCUUUUCGAGAAUGCUUCGACUCGAAGAAUGCCCGUCCAAGCUCAAGAUGUUAUCAUCCGCCAGCCCAAGAAUACACGAAAUACCGACGUUUUGGUUCGUGCCCGUGAGAUGGACAAGAAAAUCUGGUCGUUGGACAAGCUUCAGCGAAUGCUCAAUAUGUUGGUAGAGCCGGAUCCGUACCGGAGUGCUACUCUGGGCUACGGCUCUCGCAAUGGCAGAGCUAACGAGGAGGCAAACUUGCUCCAACUGCUUCAGAAGGAGCGUGUCAAUGGUCCCUCGGACAGAGAUCCAACGGUAGCAGCAAACGAGCUCAACUACUUCAAGGGCCCAUAUAUCUACAUAUACGAUAUCGAAGAGAAGCAGAAGCCCAUAAUGGUCAGGGAGUAUUCCAAGGUUGCCGAUAAGAAGGAUGGCGAGUGGCCACAAUUCCGUGCCUCAUCAAAUGGACGUUGCCCUUUCGUCGAGGAGUAUGACCUUCCCGAGAAGGAGACCAAGCGUCAGCAGGUACGAGAGAAGGAGCGCGUUGCUAAGCCUGCCGUGGAACCGGCGGCCAAGUUUCAGCCUCCUGAGGUCCCUCCGCCUAAGCCUGUCACUGGUAAACGUUCUCUCACUGAGAUGGAGGAUGGUCAUAACCGGAGAGCCGCGUCGACUGUUAGGCCGACUGAGAUCUUUGACCCUGCCAAGGCCACAAAGGCUCCUUCUGUUGACUUCCAGCCCCAGAAUGCCUUCACGAGCCGCGCUAAAACAGGUCGUUUCUUUGCUGGUGAGCCAGUCGCAUCUGGUGUUCAGCCAUCAAACAUCACCUCCGCCAUCCGGUCUCAGAUGAUCUCGUCUACAACCGGCGCUCUUGGAGCUAAGGCUGGUACGAGCAAGGAGAUUCACGGCCUGCAACGAAAGGUCUUGCAGAAGAGCGCCCCGACUUCUCAGGACCUCAGCUCUCGCCGCUUGGCGGAGAUGAGCAUCGACAACAGCACAUAUACUAGGUCAACUAGUCUGGGACGAGCCGUGUCCCGAAAGCUUGACACAGUUGAGGAGGAUGAAGCCCGCAAGGCUGAGAAGCAUAAGAGAACGAUGAGUGUGCCGGUAUCAGCCCCGGUUGUGAGGCAGAAGAAGCGUGAUCCGAAGCCUGGAUACUGCGAGAACUGUCAGGACAAAUUUGAUGACUUUGACGAUCAUAUUCUUUCUCGAAAACACCGCAGAUUCGCGGAUAAUGAUGUCAACUGGACUCAGCUAGAUUCUCUACUGUCCCAGCUGAAGCGCCUCCCUAAAUACGCGCAUGACGAUGACGAAGCCGAUGAGUGGUAA